UGCAAUUACUGUAUUGUAAAAAUCAACAACCAAUUAUCAGUUUCGAAACUGAUAACCAGAAAUUCAAUUAUCGUUAACAUCCUUAAUUAAUACUAGUACAAACUUAUUUUAUAGUUAGAGUUUAUAGACAGGUCUAAAAGUAAUAUGCUAAUAUAUUGCUAAUAAUAAUACUCAGUUUUGAAUCAUUAUUUAAGUUAGGACUUAAUAACUGAUUAUCUUUCAGUUAAAUGAUUUAGAAAAAAUGUGUAUUUAGUCAUUCAUGCAGUAAAUUCUAUAUAAACAGUGCAUCUGAAAGGGUCACUGUUUAAUCCAUGCCUUGCCGUUUCUCAUGUACCAUAAAAGCCAAACGGUCCAUCCAUUCUUUUCUUUCAGAAAGUCAGGUUUAUACUCCCGCUCUGGAUAUAAAUCUAUUAUGAUGGCUGGUCACCUUUCUCAAAUUGAUAAGUCAUUGAACCAAAAAAGUGCAUUUCAGUAAAUAAUACUCCAACAUGGGUAUGGGUGUGCCACUGUUAAAUGAGUAUAAGCGGGCGUUCUUGUAUAAGCGGAUACCACAGACUGUCCUAGGAGGGCUAAAGGUGAAACUCGGACAUGAGGCCCCAUUUUAUGUUUAUGCCAAUCAAGUAAGUAGCUUCUAAAAAAACACAACACAUUUUUGGCGAUAUCACCAAAAUUUCUAAAUGCAGUCAUCAUUGUGGUUAUUCUGUUAAUGCUGUGCCUGAGCAUGUAAUUGAUGAAAAAUAAGGAAUCAGUUAUUAUAUAUAUCAGAACUAACAAGUUUGUCAAAGUUAAAAAAUUAUUUUUAAUUUCUAAUUAGAUCUCAUCAAAUCAAUAGUUUUUUUGUGUGUGAAUUAUUGUUAAAAUUUCUUUAAAAAAUUUGCCUUGGCUGAAAGAUUUUUCUCAACAUGUUUUUGUCCUUUAUCAAACUUGUUUAUGUUAUGCUUUGAAAAGGGGUCAAUGUUUCUCAAAUCAUGGUCCACCCACGGAUGCCAAUCCGCAAGCCUUAUGUUGCUGGUCCACACAACAUGAAUAUUUAUGGUGAAAAAAAAGAAAAUGUAAUUUCUGGCACCGGCCCCUAAGAUGUAAUUUCAAAAUGUGUCCACCUGUCUGCCAAACUUAAAAGUUGGGAAACGCUGGUUUAGAUUAGAAAUCAAUGAACUUAAGCAGUCUGGACGUUAGAAACAAAAAUAAAAAAAAAAAAAAAAAAAAAAAACUUUUGAUUAUUAUUGUAAAUAAAAUAAGUAAGUUCCAACUUUAUUUCCAAACCUCUACACUGUGUUAAAAUUACUUUUUUUAAUAUUAUUUUUUCAAUACACAUGCUUGAACUGUGACCACACAUUUUGAUUCAGAUUGCAUUGUGGCUGGUUCCUGUGUUACUUGGUUGCAUCUUCACACUAGUUCUGGAACUUGCCUACACAGACGAUCAGAUUGGAAACUUUCUUCCAUUGUACAGCUGCUUGUUUGGUGCAUGUAUUAUCAUUUUUGUCGUGGUGGUGCAGACAAUUACGACUGUUGUCGAGAUGAAGGAGAAGGAAAACCUACAUAUUAGUGUAAAAAGGAAGAAUGUUUUGGCGGACGAAGAUGAAAUCGACUUUCAGUCUUGCUGUGGAGCAGAGACUCUAGCUUUUGUCAUACCACCCAAAAGAUUUAAAAUAAAUAUAGCUCUGCAUGCUUUGUUAUCAGGUACAUAUAUUUUGAAACCUUGUCCCAAAUUUAUUUUUCUUUGACCAUCAAGUUGAGCAUAAAAAAUUAGCUCUUGAAAUGAAAAUGUUUUGUUAGAACACAGAUUGAGUAAAAACUUUUAUAUAAAUAUUUGGUUACUGUAAAGAGAAAAGUCUUUUCUAUGCUUGUCCAGUUAACUAGAUUAUGACAACUGAUAAUAUUUUUUUUAUAGAGCUCAGCAUUCCCCAUACAUUCAUCUUUGUUUAGAGAGGAUAUCAUGUUUCUAAGUGCAAUUUGUUUCUUCAAAUUAGGUGCAGUUUGUGGCCUGGGAUUUUGGUACUUGCUACCCUACUCCAUAAACAAGCUGUACUAUUACAAUUAUGGUGCAACCACAGCCAUUUUUGUACUGGGGUGGUUGACCAUUAGCAUUACUCAGUACUCGCUGACCACUACAGCACCCCCCGAGCCAGCAAUAUAUCGUACUACAGAUUCGCUUGAGAUGCUACCACUUACACGACCCCUUUAUGCUCUCAUAUGUUAUAGCGUACAUAUAGCAAAUUGGUGGGUAAAAUGUUCAUUGCCAAUGGCAAAAAUAAAUGUUCACAGCUAAUUUAAAUUCAUGAACUAAUUUGGAAAAAAAAAUGUACAAUUUAAGAACAGAUUAUUCAAUUAAUUUUUAAAAAAAGCUUUUUAAAAAUUAUUUAUCUAUGAUUGAUUUUCAACACACUAGAGUUUGUGAUAUAAGAUAUUUAUUUAAAAUGCUUGAUCUCUCAAAACAAAUAUUAAAAUCAACCACAACUUUGAAGAAAAUGAAAUGCACUGUCACUUUUACAUACAAUUUUUGAAAACAAAGUGAAGAUUAUUAGAUUGUUGUUGUUUUUUGCUGUGUGUAUCAUAUUUUUUGCCUAACACACUUUUUCAAUCAGAAAGAUCCCAUUCUAUGCUUUGUGUUUCUAUAAACUAAAAUCAGAUUUUGCUGAUUGUAUGCAUGCACUUUAAAUUGCUUGAGAAUUAUUUAUUCAGUAAAAAAAAAAAUUAUACCGGUACUCAAAUUUAUCUUAAUGAAGUUUCCAACUGUCCAGGCUGUCUUCACAUUAAUAUUUCUCAAUUCAGCAGCAAGACAACGAUGGUUGGGGGUGAGGGGUGGCUCUCGUUGUUAAAGCAAAGUAAAAAAAAAAAAAGGAAUAGUAUGAAAUAAAAAUAAAAAUAUACAAUGACUGAUCAUGGGAAUGCUUUUUUUGUUUAUUUUUUUUUUUUAGGUACAAUCCUGAACUGUCUUUUCCAAAUCAAGCUCUACACUUUGUGUUUGUAUUGCUGCCACUGAAAAAUAAUAAAAAAAAAAGGAUUAGUAUGAAAUAAAAAUAAAAAUAUACAAUGACUGAGCAUGGGAAUGAUUUUUUUGUUUAUUUUUUUUUUUUAGGUACAAUCCUGAACUGUCUGUUCCAAAUCAAGCUCUACACAUUGUGUUUGUAUUGCUGCCACUGCUAUGGUUCAUUGGUCUUCUACCUUCAGCUGAAGUUUUGUUUUUAUGGUUGCUAGAGCAAUUCCUUGUCUUCAUGUUGGGGGGCUCACCUGCUGCCUCGAACCCAAGGUAUUUGUGUCAUUUUAAGCUUUUUCACUCAGCUGGUUGAUCUCACAUAGUUUUGAAGUGUAAAAAAAAAAAAUUGUGUUUAAAAUAUAUGUUAUAGCUAUAAUGUGAUGUUAAAUAAUAUUUUAAUCAUGAGGUUUGGAAGGGUUGUUUAUAUAUAUAUAAUAUAUAUACAUAGAGAGAGAGAUUUAAAGAAAGGUAUACUUCUAAGUUAUCAAAGAGCUUGUUAUGCAAAAUGCUGUAUUCUGGCUCCACAUUUGGAGUAUUUUAAACAAAGUAUACGGAUGAGUUUUUUCCCUUUGGGUGAGAAUCAUUGUUUAUUUUUUUGACUAGGUUUUAAGAAAUAAAGUAUACUGAAAAUCUUUUAAGUAAUGUUAAAGGAGAUACCCCAUUGCAUAUGAUAUGAAAGAGACUGAAAAUGCCUCAUAAUUUUUCUUCUGCAGACUUUUGUUCAGUGUCAUCUUAGCAGCCGGAGCUUUCCUUGGCUGCUACUUUCUUAAUACCUGCUUCAGUGCUGUUGUGUUUGCAGCACUCACAGGUUAUCUCCUCAGUUGUGAUUUAGGAUCUUUAGGCACGCAGGUGGGAUGUAGCUAAAUGUUUGACUCAAUUCUGAAAUUUUUCUCUUAAUAAUUUGCUGGCAUCCGUCCGUCACAAUGUGACGAUGGAGUGGGCUUCGUAGGACGAAAUCCACAUAGCCUGGGAUUAUUAUACUUGAAGGAUUAUAAGCUGGUUCCCAACAGCAAAUCGCCUCUCUCCACGCCGCUGGGUAACCCAAGGGAACAUCAUUGGAUGAUACAGCUUGGCACCAGUGACGUCGCAGGAGUUGUCGGAAUGUUUCAUUGUAUCAAUGUUAUCCGCCUUUCGGGACUCCAUCUCCGGGUUUGAUUUCAGAGUUUCCUUCUCUUAGAUGAGUUGCCGUCCAAGGUUAACGAGUCCCAUCUACCCGAGGUGCUGGUGGUGUUUUUGCUCUAGCUGGAAUUGAACUCCAGACCACCAACUUGAGAUUUGCUCAGUUUAGACCACUCGGCCACAGAGAAAUCAUUAAUAUCCUUAACGUGAUUUCACUCGAGCUAUUUCGUUGUAACUUGGUUAAAUCUUAUAGACAAAAAUAUUUUGUUGACCCUGUCCAUGAAAUUGUUGAUAUCAUUCAUGAAGAAAUACAAAUUAUUAAUUACCUUAACUUCUGACUAUCAACAAUAAAAUUUAUUAAAAUAAUACUUUUUAGUGUCUUUGAUAUUAUUUCUCUUCAUUACUUGAAAAAUUAUAUUAAUUUAAUUUGUUUAAAAAUAUUUAUUCAUAAAAUUGUUUCAGAUUUGGGCAGCUUUUUGUAAGAGCAACAAUAACAGAGUGGCUUCAAAUCGGCCAUCUAUUUUAGCAUCCUUAGCCCCACAGCAUGGAACUGUCCAUGGAUUCUUGUGGUCUUGGUGUUGGUCCACUGUCCUCUAUCACAUUUCAAUUUUAGCAGUUGUUGCUGUGGCUUCAGGCGUCACAAACUACCAUGUCAACAAACUCUCUGCAGACGUUGUCAAGAUCAUUGGAUAUUGCAUAAUUUGUCUGUGUGUUCUGGAAAAAACUCUGAGAGAUCUACAGAGUGUGUUUGUCUUCUUUGGCCUUUGGAGAAAUCCUUUGUUUCCCCACAAUUCACAAUCGCCAAAGCAGUUUACCAAAGUCAAGAGGCGCCUGGUUGUAUUCGGGACACUUAGACGCAUUGUUGUCAGCUGGGGUGAGUGCAUCUGGAUCACUGUCUCCUGAUUUAGCUAUAUAUAAAUAUGAAUUUAUCAUUUACCUCUGUAUUAAUUUAUAAAUUAGCUUCAAUUCUUUAUUAAUUCUAUACAUAUAUAUACCUCCAGGAUGGCACUACUUAUCUGCAAUUAAUUGGUAAUUGGCCUAUUCAAUCAGUUUACAACUUAAUCGGCGAGACCUUAUUUUUAUUUUUUAAAAAUUAAUUUGAAAAUGUUAUAAAAAUAAAUACUCACUCUUGUUCCCCGUAAUCAGUGCUGUCAAAAUAGGGGGGUAAACAUCAUAUAACUUGUACCAGCGUAUAGUCUCUUCUCAAGAAAUCUACACAUAGCCUUUUCUGUUCCCUAUAGUAUCUCUCUACACCAAGCCUUUUUGUGUUCCAUUCACCAUCUCCCUACGUAUAGCCUUUUUCUGUUCCAUACAGUAUCUCUCUACACAAAGCCUUUUUGUGUUCCCUACACUCUCUCCCUACAUAUACCCUUUUUCUAUUCCCUACAGUAUCUCCGCUAUUGAUGGUGGUUUAUUUGUCCCUACAAGUUGGCAGCUCAGAUGUAAUGCUAGUACCCAUGACUGAUGGCAUGUCCACAUCUAUGAGUAUUAUAUUUGUAUUCAGCACAGUUCGAGCUUUUAGAUGGGUAAAUUUCCUAAAAGUAAUCUGGAAUAGUUAAUGAUUUAAGCCGGGGAACUUUCAUAGUUAACUAUCCCUGAACUAUAAAUCAAAUUUUAAUGCUGCAUUAUAAUUUGUUAGAAUAGGUUGACACCUUUAAAAGAUGUGUCCAAUCUUUUUUAAUCUAGUCUAGAUAUUAAAAUAUUAAUCAUACAAUUCAUCCUGUUGAAAGUUUUUUAAUGUUUUAAAUAUGUUAAAUGUAUUUGUGUUACCGGUAUAUUUGUAAUGUGUAAUGUUAACUCAUAACAAAGCAUAUUUAUUUAUUUUGAAAACAAUUUAAUAAUUAAAUAAGAGUAAAAAGUUAAAAUAGUAUUCUCCUUAAAAUAAAAAAUAAGAAGUUUUGUGAUUAUCGUUUUUUAAAAAUCAACUUCUGGUUAUCCGUUUCAAAAAUGAUAACCAGGAAUCAGAUUAAUGUUUAACAUUCUUAAUUAAUACCAAUGUUAACUUAUUUUCUAGUUAUAGUUAAUAGAUAGGCCUAAAAGUAACAUGCUAAAAUAUGAAUAGUUUUUAUUUUACCGUUUCUCAGGUUUGGCAGAGCACCACACAUGCACUGCUAGAAACUUCAGUGAUCCACAUAAUUCUGAUAACUCUGUCAGGCAACCUCCUGGUGCUGGAACUGAGAGCACCUAUUCUCCUGCUCAUAGCCUGUGUUGUCAGAGACAGACUUUACCAGUUUGCCAACAAGCUCUACUUUGUUUUGGGUUUGAUGAUAUCCUCGUGGACAGAAAAGAAACAGCGCCGGUCCUCUACAGCAAGAAUCCUGAUCCUCAACUCCAUUUUCUUCCCCGUCGUCCUGGCCAUCGCUGCCGCAGCGUCUGCCGUCUCAGCUCCGCUCCUCUGCUUGUUCACGCUUCCUUUGUUUUUUAUUGGAUACCCCCGGCCUGUCAGGUUUUGGCCGGAGCCUGUGGGUUCUUCUGCCAGUACAUGUGUUGAUACUCUGUACUACAGGCAGCUAACUGUAGAGCUGGCCAAGGCAUUGAGAUGGGCAUUCGCUAAUGGCAGUUUGGGUAAGUCAUAGUUUAUAAGGUUUAUUGGCAUUGUUUUGUGCGUGUAACAAUACAACCAAUUCAUUGCCAAAUUUAUGUAAGAUAAAUAUGUGUGAGCGGUAUUCCUAUAACUAACUGCUGUGGCCAUUAUUUUAUGAGGCUUUCUUUGAAAAGUUUGGUAAGAUACCGUGCCUUUUCACCAGCAUGCUUUUAAACAAGAGGCAUUGUGGUUUGAAGUAACCCAUUUUUUUUUUGAAAGAGGCACUUUUAAAUCUGAUUUUAUUCAUUGGUGUUCGUCAGGUGAACCGCAGGUAGGCAACCAUUACCUGAUAAGGUAUCAGGACAGGCUGGUCUGGACCAUGGUCCUAGAGAGAGGCGCUGGCUUCUGCACGGUGAACAUCAAAGGCCUAGAGCUGCAAGAGACCUCUUGCCACACGGCCGAGGCUGCCAGGAUAGACGACCAGUUCACCGAGGCUUUCAACGGUCAAACCAACGGCUUUGCCUUGUGCUCUUUCAACAAAUAUCCUCUGCACAGCAUGACACCAGUGGAUGCCGUUGAGCUGAGGACUUACUCUGACGCCCGGAAUGUUUUAAUAGGUGUGAUUGACUCCCCAGAAAGCGUAGGGGUCACACUGUCGUUCUUUGUCAAGAGCCUUAUUUGGGUGCUGCUGCACCACAUCAACAAACUGAAGCAGAAGGAGGAGAUGGCCAAGAAGAUGAAGGAGAAGGAGAUUGAAUUGAUGAAAGACAUCGGCAGAAACUCGAGUGGUUUCUGCGUGAAAUGUCAAGUCGGCGGCAAGGACGGCACAGGGGGAAACAAGAGAAAAGACAAAGUCAGUGUGGUGAACAACAACACUGCCCCAAAAGAACUGAACCACAACAUGACUGCCGCGAACAGGACACAGAAGACUGCAGCUCGCCAUGCUGCAGCUGGUGGUGAUAGCUUUGCCCUGCCACCUUACAGCGGACACAAAUCCAAUCCCGUCCACAUUUCCCGUCCAGGCUCAGGGGGCUCCAACUCCUCCCGCAGGGUUUCGUUGUCCUCUUCACUUCACAGCUUCACUGACAGCAUCUGGUCGGAUGAUUUUGACCUCGAUAAAAAUAAAAAGAAAUCCGGCCCUGUAAAAAAUCAGCAUAAGAUAUCCACCGUUGUUUCCAUUACAAAUAAUUCCAAUAGACUGGCGUCCGCACAUUCAGUAUUAAGCACUUUGCCUCCCCCAGACACUACCAAGAAGCCCACAGGGGCUUAUCAUGACGGUGGCCUUUUUAGAGACCAUGAAGUGAUAGACGAUGUUGAGUAUGGUCUGCCUGCUGUGGAUAUCAAUGUGCCUCGCACUCGUCCAAACAUUGACUUUGAUGAUGCGUCCAAGUCAGCUGAGGCUGCCAGUGGCGUGAAAUCCUUGUUUUCAUCCAAGCCUAUUUCAAAGUUCAUGGUAUCUAAUGGUAAUCACAUCUACAAGCCUUUGAUGAAUUUGGCUGGCUCACCAGAUUUCAAGUGCCAGUACUCAACACAUAUUAGGUAAGAUGCAGUAUUAUGUUGUAACGAAGUGUAAAUCAGGGCUUUGGUAAUAUGGCAUGUAAUAAUGUAAUAAUAGCAGAGACUUAUUUUAUUGUUUAACUGUUAUGAAAUUUUAAAUUAUUUAAACAAAAUAUUUUUUUUUACAGAUUUGUGUUUAAUUUAUUUAAGCAAAUCCAGUCACGGCAAAAUUUUUCCUUCCUUCACAUGAGGCAAUUGUUUUUUUGUGUGUUCAUUUAUCUUAUAUUUGACUUAAAAUUACUUAGUCAAAUAAGCGUUAGGAGCUGUAUUUGCAACUAUACUUCUUUAUUCAUUUUAAGUAUUACAUUUGUGCAUGUGUUGGGGUGCCAACAGAAAAUUUCGCACAAAAGAAUCAAUUAUCUUGAUUAGAUUUUAAUAUUUAAAUAUAUGCGAUCUGCUACUUUUGCAAAUUAUACAAGUACUUCUUGUGCAGUAAUAAAAUACUUCAAAUAAAAUUCAAAUGAGUUUGGGACAUUCCCUUGAAAAUUUCUACGUGUGAUUUAAACAUAAAAAGUAUAAAAAUACAAAGGAACCAGAACUAUGCUGCUGCAAUGUUACCCUGUCUCUUAUGCGUACAUUAUAAUACAGUGUACCAGUGAAAUGGCGUGAGCUGCCCAUUGAGCCAUCCCAGCUGGCCCGCUACACGUCCCAGUUUCCCACAGCUUGGUACAAACACACACUUUGCACACUGGAUUGGUCAGUCACGGAACAGCCAGGCCAGAAAGUGGCAGAUGAUGUUGGAACAGACGAUGCACUGACCAACUGCUACACUCAGCUGGUCAUGGCCUGCUAUUCAGCCUUUGACACACCUGGUAAACUCACUUUAAUCACAUUUGUUUACUCUUACAAUUUUUGGCGUACAAUGUAAGAUUUUGAGGUGUAUAUAUUAUAUAUAUUGUAUGUUUAUUUUUUUUACUAUUAAGUUAAUGUAUUGGACGAUUUUGUGAUGACAUUGUACGUUUUUUUAAAGAGUUUGAGAGUAAACAGGUCUGCUUUAUAUGCUCGGUGGUUGUGAUUUCAAUUUAGUCUUUAAAAAGAGCAUUUUUUAAAUACUUGUCCCACAUUUUUUUUUUAAAAACCUAUGUUAUCAUUUAAGUCUGAAAGAGAAGAUAUUAUUUUUUUGUUACCGUAUUUUUAAAACAUACUUUCUUUAAGAAAAAGUAUCUUUAUGUGAACCCAAUUCAGAUAUUAUAUCACAAAUAAUAAUUCUCUAGGUAUCUAUUCAUUGCUGUAACACUGUGUGCAAAAUAAAAUUCCCAGAUGUUAGCACUAUUUGGGAUUCUUAAGUGCGUUUCUUGAAUGCAAGCUUUGUCAUGUAACUUUAGUAGAGGGGAAGUUUACGCAUUUCUGCUGCCAUUAUUUGGUGGGCUAUUUCUAGUUAUAGAAUAAAAUUCUUCCGAUAUCUGUUUUUGAAGUUAUAUUAUUUCCCGUAGGACGACCUAAUGGUGCUAGCUACCUGUAUAAAUGCUACAAUGGUGAUGUGCCGUGGAAUGCCAUGAUGGACUGGCUUGCGGAGGACAGAGAGCUGUACAAGUUGGUUAUCAAGGCUUUCAGGUGAGCAUCCCCUUUAAGUUCAGAAUGUGUCUGGAUCUGUCAAUAAUUCAAUAUCUUGGAUGUUCGCAGAACUCGAGUCCACAAGCUUUAGAUUGACUCAGUUUAGACAGCUUGGCCAGCCAGCACCCUGUGCUGAUUAGGGCUAAAAGAGUAGAUGCUCUUGACAUUUAUGCCAGUAAGACAGAAAUGGGCAACUCUUAACAUGCAAAUCUGCUCUGUACGUUUUUAAGCCAGUAAGCCAAAGUUUAACACAACAUUGUCGAACCCAAAACAGUCAGUACUGAUGUACAAGGUAAAGGAAGUCUGGUUAAGGUGUGUGCAGUAAAUUGCUUUCAAAUCUUUUUCAAUCAGUAGGAAAUUCUAUCUUUUCUUUUUUAAUUUUGUGAUUUAAAGCCAUCUGUGGUCCUGUACAAAGACUCCCUACAAUCCCAUACAGAAUCUCCGUAAUACCUGAGGGGAAAAAAUAUAAAAUAUAUGCAUAAAACUUGUUUUCCCUGUCCUUGUGCCGAACAAGUAUUUUUUUUAAUAUGAAACCUGGCAGGCUAACUUCUGUAAUCAGCUUGUACCAAUUUAAGCAAUGAAAAUGGCCUCUCACACACUCCUUUGCCGUAAGUGUUGGGCCACACCAGCCGGGCUCUGAUCAUUGGCCCAGUUUUCAACAUUUUCAAAACACCUGAAUUGAAUACAGAAAUCGGAAAACAUCAAAACUGGAGUACAAAAGUAAGGGAAAUAAUAACAGCAUUAAUUGACCAGAAGAAAAUGAUAAUAAAGUGUCCCUCACGUUUGUGUGUAUAGACAUCCAACAGUCUAAAGUAAACUGAAGAGUAAGAUUUUUUGUAAUAAUACCCUAAUCCUUAAAAUUUGAAGAGUUUCUACCUCAUUUUCUCAGCUGUAGAUAGAAUAAUUCCCUAAUGUUUUUAAACGGUUGUGUGCUGUUCAUUACAAAAAGCAGUCUUGUCAAUAUAUGGAAUAUUAAAAAUUUUUAUUCUGUUUUGUCAUUUUAAAAAAAGGCACUUCAACUACAAGGACAUUGAUAAGUCAUCAAUAGUUUUACAUUUUUCCAUUAAGUUUUCUAUUCUAUAUUAUUUUAAUCGCUGAAAAUUAAAACUCUUAAUGCACAAUGUAAUUAAGGAAAUAAAAGAAGUUCAAAGAAAAUAACAUACAAAUGCAUAAGAGUUAUGAAUCCUCAAAUAAUAAAAGUAAACAUUGUCUAACAAACAAUAGCACUGAUAAUAGGAUAGUCUUAACAAAAACAUGACUGGUGAAUUUUGGCCCUGAGGAUACACCAUUGAUGAAAAUUGUAAAUGAUUUCCUCCCUUGAUGUGCAGGUACGGCUUUAAGUUGAUGAUAGAUCAAACUCUCCUUGGAGAAAUCUCAGACAAUGAUGAGCUAGAGGAGUAUCUACGUAGCUACGAUGACGACUGGUACAUUGGCAAGGACACUGAUCCAGAAUGGGGCGUGUCGGUCUUGGAGAACCGCAACAGCUUGUUUUCCCUAGGCUUAAAUACUGCACAGGUAAGGAUAUUCUUUGGGAUAUUUUACAAAUAUUAGUUUAUUCUAUAUAGUUAUUGACAAGAUUACUUCUCAAACUGAGCAAUCUUUGAUUAGCUGUUGAUACCCCACCUCCCUCCCAAAAGUAGCGGAAUAACUGAAUCACAGGUUGCUUUCUUUAACAUGUAAAACAUUGUGUUGCAGUUAAUUAUUUCCAGGCUCGCCAACCUCUCAAUACGUGAUUGCUUAAUUUAAUGGGUUGUUACAUAUUUUUAGAAGACAAAUUAAUUUUUGAGUAAAUAAUUUCAAAAAGAGAGCAACAACAAAAAAUCAAUUAAAAUCUUACUUCAACUUAUUCAGGGGAUAUUCACGAGUCGCACCCUAACCCUCCAAGACGUCAUGGUUCACAUGGGACGCAUCAAUCGUGAGAGUGUGAUGGGCCAGUGGGCCAAUCUCAACCUUGAACUCUUGUACAUGACCAACGACGAUGAGGAGCGCUACUCUAUUCAAGCUUUGCCAGCCAUGCUGCGGAACCUCACAGUCCAGGCGGCUGAUCCACCCCUGGGUUACCCAAUCUAUUCUUCCCCACCUGUAUCUGUGCCCACAAUAUAGCACUGUAAAGCAAAUGUUUGGCCCUGUGAAGGAAAUAAUUCCAAAACUGACUCCAUGAGAAAAAUGGCAAAGCUACCUUCCAUUUUGUGACCAGCGACUCUCAAAUUUAAACCAGCCUGUUGGUUUUGUUUUGGUUAGAACUGGCUUGUCCUGUCUCAGAUAUACACCCAUGAAGUAGCUUAUUCUCAAUUCCAGGGAGUUUGAAAACAUUUCACGAAUACGGCAUGCUGUUUUGGGACCCAAAGGAAAUGUUCUGCCUCCGUGAUGUAAGCUUGGCGCAUUGUUUCCCCACUGAGCGAGAAUUCAUGCUCGCCAGAGUAUGGCAUGACGCAGCUGUACCAGUUUGGACUGACAAAGCUAUAAACAUUGCUGUGUGGCUCAGUCUUACUUGGCCAUUACUUUCCCC
This is a messenger RNA of Lymnaea stagnalis (great pond snail), 12240 nucleotides long. The record is from the annotation of a GenBank genome assembly. NCBI's taxonomy places the organism in Eukaryota, Metazoa, Mollusca, Gastropoda, Lymnaeidae.